This is a messenger RNA of Aspergillus japonicus CBS 114.51, 1131 nucleotides long. RefSeq names its product RNA-binding protein. The transcript is spliced from 3 exons. The record is from RefSeq and is a predicted model, not a curated record. NCBI's taxonomy places the organism in Eukaryota, Fungi, Ascomycota, Eurotiomycetes, Eurotiales, Aspergillaceae. Gene Ontology annotation, molecular function: RNA binding. Bases 45 to 974 code for a protein of 309 amino acids.
AUUUUUUUUUGGUUCAAACCCUUCCUAUUCCCUCUCAGAUCAACAUGAGCGACAAGAAGCGCAAGCUCACCGAGGAGGCUGUGAAGCCCGAGGGCAAGAAGGCCAAGCGCGACGAGAAGAAAGAGAAAAAGGAGAAGUGCAAGGCCAAGGAUGUCGUUGAGGAAGUCGGAAUUGAAAAGGCUGCUACUGUAGAGAAGAAGGACAAGAAGGAGAAGAAGGAGAAGAAGGAGAAGAAGGAGAAGAAGGAGAAGAGGGAAAAGAAUGAGAAGAAGGAAAAGAAGGAAAAGAAGGAAAAGAAAGAAAAGAAAGAAAAGCCCAGUGACGAUGUGGAGGCCGCCGAAAACAACGAGGUAGAAAAGGAAGCACCCGAGGCUAUGGAUGUGGAUGUCCAGGAACCCCAGGCGGAGGAAAAGAAGAAGGACAAGAAGGCUAAGAAGGCCAAGAAGGACGACACGAACGUCCAAACAGAAACCUCGUCUGCUGAGGCUCCAGCGGAGGAGUCCGCCCAAGCAGAGGAAUCGAGCCAGAAGGGAAACAGGUUCAUUUGCUUCGUCGGCAACCUUCCCUACUCCGCUAACCGCGAAUCCUUGACCGCGCAUUUCGAGAAGAUUACGCCGGUAUCCGUCCGCGUCGCAACCGAGAAGGACAAGCCGACCAAGUGUCGUGGCUUUGGGUUCAUCGAGUUCGACAACUACGAUCGCAUGAAGACCUGUCUUAAGCUUUACCACCACUCUAUGUUUGAUGACAAGAAGUACCCGCCGCGGCGGAUCAAUGUGGAGUUGACCGCCGGCGGUGGUGGCAAGUCGGAAUACCGGAAAUCGAAGAUCGAGGCAAAGAACAAGAAGCUUUUCGAAGAGAGACAGCGGAAUGCCAAGGAGAUCACCAAGGAGAAGGAGCGCAGAGCUCACACCGAGGAGACCGGGGAAGAUGCCUUUGCGGGCGUCCACCCCAGUCGCAGAAACCGUAUGGCUUAGGAUCCACUCCUCGCCGGAUAGCGAUCAUCUAGAUCAGCCUGGGCCAAUCCUUGAAAAGAAAUGCUGUGUUUUUUGUGCUCGCUUGAAAGAUAUCCUUCUGUUCUCUGUUUCUUAUGUGCAUACUUGGAAAGUGUCAAGCAGGAUCAUAGACUUGAAG